Molecule: messenger RNA, 880 nt
Organism: Dermacentor andersoni
Lineage: Eukaryota; Metazoa; Arthropoda; Arachnida; Ixodida; Ixodidae
Source: RefSeq, a predicted model, not a curated record
AUGAAGCCGUCUACACUCCUCACUGCAGCCGUCCUUGCGCUCUACGUUACGGGGGCCGCCGACGCCCUGUUCCUGACCAGCUUGGCCCUGCUCCCGAUCACCGCGAUCACAAGUCUCGGUGGCAUCGCCGGUCUCAAGCUCGCACUCGCCAUGAAGAUCCUCGGCAUGCUCGGCUGGUGGAACGUGAGUCGCUACGGUGUUGGCCUGCGCGCCGGCAUAGAAAGCAGCAAGCUGCCCGAUCGCUUCGUGCCGCUCCCCAAGCCCAAGAGCAUUUUCUCCGGUCCGACGAUCUCGGUGCCUAUUGCUGCGUUGCCGUACUUCCUCGGGGGCCGCGUCCAGAGGCCGCUCACCCUCCGGCUGCCCGUCAAGGACUUCAUCAUGCUCGCGAACGCCACCACCCACUUCGAUUCGGCCAAGGUCAAUUUCUCGACGCGGGGCUCGGCGAGCGUCAAGGGAACCAAGGGAUCCGCACUUCACGCAUCUGGAACGCUGAGGAGCCCCUUGCUCAACGUGGAAUCUCGGCAGACGGCAACCUUGCGCGGCCGACGCAGCAUCGAAGGAGACCCGCAGGUGAUCAAGGACGCUGUCAACCUGGUGCACGAGUUGGAUAGGGACCGCUGUAUACUGCGGCUCUCGUGCGAGGUCAGCGCGGAUGCCUCCAGCUACGGUCCAUACGGUCGCCGCGUCGCGUCCUUCAUGCGCAGUCUCGGACCCGUGGGCAGAGACUCGGCCUUCGUCGACUUCGAGAAAGCCUACAGGCAGGGCAGGUCCUACGGCAUGCCUGGCUGCACCCAGACGUACUCUUCAUGCAAAGUGGAUCUCAAGGCGCUGGUGGCCUUUGUGCAGUCAUCUUGAUCUGUGAUAUCAUCCUGAUCUGCGA